Impatiens glandulifera is the source of this 663-nucleotide messenger RNA. RefSeq names its product 30S ribosomal protein S13, chloroplastic. Gene Ontology annotation, molecular function: RNA binding; structural constituent of ribosome. The record is from RefSeq and is a predicted model, not a curated record. The transcript is spliced from 3 exons. Gene Ontology annotation, biological process: translation. Bases 54 to 557 code for a protein of 167 amino acids. NCBI's taxonomy places the organism in Eukaryota, Viridiplantae, Streptophyta, Magnoliopsida, Ericales, Balsaminaceae. Gene Ontology annotation, cellular component: small ribosomal subunit; mitochondrion; ribosome.
UAAGGAACGUUGUUUCAUUCCAUUCAAUCAAAUCUUCGAACUUGGGAAAGAUAAUGGCGCAAGCACUGUUCAUGCCUCUUGCUCCUUCACUCUCUCUCGUCUGCAAUCCCACAGGAAGAACCCUCAAUUCUGUUUCUUUCCCCAUUUCAACUGCGCCCACCAAGGUUAAUGGUUUGAGCAUCAAAUGCGUUCGUGUGGGAGGUGUUGAGAUUCCCAACAACAAACGGGUAGAGUACUCAAUUCAGUACAUACAUGGGAUCGGUCGCAACAACGCGCGUCAAAUCCUCUUCGACAUCGGCAUGGAAAACAAAAUAACCAAGGAGCUUUCCGAGGAGGAACUCAAUAUUCUCCGUGAAAACGUCUCCAAAUACAUGAUUGAAGGAGACCUUAGGAGAUUCAAUGCGCUUAACAUUAGGAGGAUGAAGGAGAUACAAUGCUACAGAGGUGUUCGUCACAUUCAGGGGCUGCCGUGUAGAGGACAACGGACGAAGAACAAUUGCAGGACAUUGAAGGGUAAGAAAGUGGCGAUUCCAGGGAAGAAAAAGGCUCCCCGUUAGUUAGAUUGAACUGGUUGGGCUUUUCUUCUACUUGUAUUUGAUCUGUAUCACAUUUAUCUUCUUUCAUGUUGAAAUUUCUAUCCACUUGAGUUUGUUUGCAUUGUCA